Messenger RNA from Capsella rubella, 2636 nucleotides. RefSeq names its product isoamylase 3, chloroplastic. Gene Ontology annotation, molecular function: hydrolase activity, hydrolyzing O-glycosyl compounds. The transcript has 24 exons. Gene Ontology annotation, biological process: carbohydrate metabolic process. Lineage: Eukaryota; Viridiplantae; Streptophyta; Magnoliopsida; Brassicales; Brassicaceae. The coding region runs from base 125 to 2413 and encodes 762 amino acids. The record is from RefSeq and is a predicted model, not a curated record.
CACGUGGCAAUCACUUCCAAUGAACGAUUCUCCUUGUUUCUCCCAAAGUCCCAUCACAAAAACCCUUUCUCCAAGAUUCUUCUCACUAAAGAAGAUUCUCGAAAACCAUUGAAGCAAAGAAGAUAUGCUUACUUCAUCUUCUUCCUCCUCAUCAUGUGAAUUUUUUUCUUCAAAUCCACCUCCGUUGCUCCGUAAUGCCUUCUCUAGCUUCACCGUUCCCAUGGGAUUGAAAUUGAGUAGGAGAUUGGCUGGAGUUCGAGUUGUCUCGUCCCGUAAGGUUAAGGAUCGUUCUACACUUAAGGUCUCUUGUCGUCGUGCACACGAACGUGUGGUUGAGGAAGAAGCAUCUACAAUGACUGAGACUAGAGAACCCUUUAAGGUUUCUUCUGGUGAAGCUUCUCCUCUUGGUGUGUCUCAAGUAGACAAGGGAAUCAAUUUUGCUUUGUUUUCUCAGAAUGCUACUUCUGUAACACUUUGCUUAUCACUUCCUCAGAGUGAUAAGGAUGAUGAUGGUAUGAUUGAGUUGGUUUUGGAUCCCAGUGUGAAUAAGACUGGGGAUACUUGGCAUAUUUGUGUUGAGGAUUUGCCUCUCAGAAAUGUUCUUUAUGGUUACCGUGUUGAUGGUCCUGGAGAAUGGAAUCAAGGGCAUCGGUUUGACCGUAGUGUUUUGCUUUUGGAUCCUUAUGCUAAGCUAGUUAAAGGCCGUAGCUCUUUUGGAGAUAGUAGCCAAAAGUUUGCUCAAUUUUAUGGAACUUAUGACUUUGAGAGCUCGCCGUUUAACUGGGGAGAUGACUACAAGUUCCCUAAUAUACCUGAGAAGGAUCUUGUUAUUUAUGAAAUGAAUGUUCGUGCUUUUACUGCUGAUGGAUCCAGUGGGGUUGAUCCAAAUAUAGGGGGCAGUUACCUUGGUCUCGUUGAGAAGAUCCCACACCUUCAAGAUCUGGGUAUAAACGCAGUGGAGUUAUUGCCAGUGUUUGAGUUCGAUGAACUGGAGCUUCAGAGGCGCCCUAACCCUAGAGAUCACAUGGUUAACACAUGGGGUUACUCGACAGUUAACUUUUUCGCUCCAAUGAGCCGUUAUGCUAGUGGUGAGGGAGACCCUAUUAAAGCAUCAAAAGAGUUUAAAGAAAUGGUCAAAGCCUUACAUUCUGCUGGUAUUGAGGUCAUUUUAGACGUAGUUUAUAAUCAUACCAAUGAAGCAGAUGACAAAUACCCUUAUACCACUUCAUUUCGUGGUAUAGACAACAAGGUCUAUUACAUGCUUGAUCCAGGCAACCAACUGCUUAACUUUUCUGGCUGUGGGAAUACACUGAACUGUAACCAUCCUGUUGUUAUGGAACUAAUACUAGAUAGCCUAAGGCACUGGGUCACUGAAUAUCACGUCGAUGGUUUCCGAUUUGAUCUUGCUAGUGUGCUUUGCCGAGCAACAGAUGGAUCUCCACUCAGUACUCCUCCACUGAUAAGGGCAAUUGCCAAGGAUUCCAUUCUGUCAAGAUGUAAAAUAAUUGCAGAGCCUUGGGAUUGUGGAGGAUUAUAUCUAGUUGGGAAGUUUCCAAGUUGGGAUAGGUGGGCUGAGUGGAAUGGGAUGUACCGGGAUGAUGUUAGAAGAUUUAUCAAGGGUGACAGUGGCAUGAAAGGAAGCUUUGCCACUCGGGUUUCAGGAUCUUCCGAUCUUUACCAAGUUCACCAGCGGAAGCCUUACCACGGUGUAAAUUUUGUGAUUGCACAUGAUGGUUUCACAUUGCGAGAUCUUGUAUCGUACAACUUUAAGCACAAUGAGGCCAAUGGAGAAGGAGGAAAUGAUGGAUGUAAUGACAAUCAUAGCUGGAACUGUGGUUUUGAAGGGGAAACUGGUGAUGCCCACAUCAAGUCUUUACGUACUCGGCAAAUGAAGAACUUCCAUUUAGCUUUGAUGAUUUCUCAGGGAACACCAAUGAUGCUAAUGGGAGAUGAAUAUGGACAUACCAGGUAUGGUAAUAACAAUAGCUAUGGACAUGAUACCGCUCUCAACAAUUUUCAGUGGAACGAGCUCGAAGCCAAGAAGCAGAACCAUUUUAGGUUUUUCUCGGAGGUGAUAAAGUUUCGACAUUCACACCAUAUACUCAAGCAUGAAAAUUUCCUCACACAGGGCGAGAUUACAUGGCAUGAAGAUAAUUGGGACAACACUGAGAGCAAGUUCCUAGCUUUCACUCUCCAUGACGGUGUAGGUGGCCGUGACAUUUAUCUGGCAUUCAACGCCCACGAUUACUUUGUCAAGGCUCUGAUUCCACAUCCACGACAGGGAAAACAAUGGUUCCGUGUGGCUGACACGAACCUCGAGUCACCGGAUGAUUUUGUGAGCGAAGGUGUGCCCGGCGUGGCUGAUACAUACAAUGUUGCCCCAUUCUCUUCAAUCCUUCUCCAGUCCAAGUAAAGAUGAGCACUCACACAAGCAGCUUCAAGUCUUCAACAUAAUAACACACGGUAGAGUAAAAAUAAGGUCUAUGAAUUAUGAGGAAAAGAUCCACUACUAUAUGAGUGUCUUGUAAAACUUGAUUACAUGUAAAAUUAUAAAAUGUACGAAAUUAUAUACCAUUUAGUUGUGUUUGGAUAUGAAAUAUAUAUAGAGUAAUAAAUAUUAAUGUAAUUUUAGUUAA